Molecule: messenger RNA, 8063 nt
Organism: Sapajus apella (tufted capuchin)
Lineage: Eukaryota; Metazoa; Chordata; Mammalia; Primates; Cebidae
Gene: EPB41L3
Product: erythrocyte membrane protein band 4.1 like 3
Exons: 27
Coding region: 2585-6943 (1452 amino acids)
Biological process (GO): cortical actin cytoskeleton organization
Cellular component (GO): plasma membrane; cytoskeleton
Molecular function (GO): actin binding; structural molecule activity
Source: RefSeq, a predicted model, not a curated record
UGAGUGUAUCUAACCCAUUUUUGUGUAUCUAUACAUGAGAGUAUAUGUAUACAUACGUAUCUAUCCAUAAAUGAGUGUCUGUGUCUGUACAUAUGUAUGCACUUUUCUUAGAGGUUUAGAGCAUGGGCCAUGGAGCCAGGAGAGAGCCAACCAUCUUUCAUCAUAAUUGUAUGACCCUGUGGAAAUUUCUUAAGCUCUUUUUCUUUCAAUCACCUUACCCUUAAAUUGGGAAUAAUAGUAAUUCAUGCCUUAUAGGUUGCACUGAGGGUCAUAUUUUAAAAUGCUGAUAAAACUCUGGCUUAUAAGCAACCAAAAGUGUCAGUCUUUAUGAUUAUCUUCACUGUCAUCUCUAAUCCUCACAUCCGAAGGUAAUGGAGGCUGAGAGUGUGAAACAUUCCCCUCUAGGGACAUUGGUUACAGUGUGUGGUAGGUCCAGGAUUCUAGCUUAGCUCAGACUUUGUGUUGCCCAGAAGUCUCUGUCAGACUGGUAAUAUCUUUCUUGUCUUUCUACACUUCUGGAAAAAAUAAAUUUAUCAACUCUGGCUAUAACCCAUAGACAAGGUCAUUCAUCAUCAUGAGUGAAUGGGAGUAACUUGUACUGGCUUUGGAUCUCUAGUUGACAAAGGAAGAGCUUGGGCUUUGGAGUCUGGCAGGUCUGAAUUUGAGUGCCUGAAGCAUCACUAGAUGACUUGGGCCUGAUUUGUGUUUGUUGUUUUUAUCUUAAUCCUUUGGGCGUUUUUAGGACCUCAGAGGUACAAAAUUAAAUUACUAAUAAUCUUUGGUUCAUGAUACAUACUCAUUGGUGUUUCCUCUUUAUUUAUUAAUUAGACAUCUUAAAUAAAAAGCACCUGUGAGCCACCUGCCAAAACAACAUCUAGGCUUUUGAUGAUAACCUUCAUCUCACCAUUUAGCAGUUCCCUUGUCUUAAUCUCUCCCUCCACCUAACAGAGACAGCAUCCUGAGUUUCAUGUUUGCUAUGCCUUUACUUUCCUGUUCAUGCAAUCUUAUUACACUCUGAAAAGGAAAUUUAAAUUAUAACUUUUUAGGUUUUUAAAAAGGACAUCUUGUAGAUAAUCCUUUUUUUAUUGUGAAGUUUCAUCUACAUUAUGAUAUGCUGUAGUAACAUUUGUUUUGUUCUAUUGUUAAAUAUUCCAGUGUGUAAAAUAUACUGUAGUUUAUUUCUACAAUGUCUUCUUGAUGGGUAUGUGAGUGUCUUCACAAUUUUGCUAUUGUGGAGAGGGCUGUUUCAGCACUGUUGACGGUAACUGUAACUCCUGUGCACAUGUGCCAGAGUUUCUCUUGGGUGGGAAUGGAAUUGCUGGGUUGUGGGGUGUAUGAAUGUUCAGCAUCAGGGGACAGUACCGAAUUGUUUUCCAAAGUGGUUGCCUGCAUUUUCACUCUAAUUGGAAUGUGGAUUCACAUUCCUUCCAACAUCUGGAAUUGUGAGACUUCCAUUUUUUGCUAAGUGAAUGGAUAUGAAAUUGAGGCUUUUGAUUGCAUGAUAUUAUCCCACACUGAGGUUUAAUUUACAUUUCUCUGCCUACUAAUGGUGCUGACCACCACUUCUCAUGCUUAUGGGCAUGAUGUGCUUUCCCUGCCAUGAAAUGUCUAUUCUUAUCCUUUGAUCAUGUUUCUAUAAGAUUGAUUGUGAUCUUCUUACUGGUUUAUAGGAGAUGUAAGCAAAUUUCUUGAUCAUUUUGAGAUCAUUUUUGUGUCUGUAAAAAUGGGGAUGUGGAUAAUACAACGUUCACAGAAUUGACUUAGGAUUAAAUUAAUGUUUACAAAUGGAACUGUAAGUGCUGGCGUACAGCAUAAUAGAUGACCAAAAAAUGGUAUUUUUUGCUCUCUCCUGGGCCCUGCUCCCUCCUGCCCCCUGGAGCCUCCUAUCAGUGGACUGGCUUGGUUGGAAUUGGCCUCAUUUGCUUAGUGGAGAGUACUCCUUAUUGGUGUGGCCAGUGUAGUCCUACUAGUAUUAUUGAACUUUAGAGAAUAAAGCAAGUUAAAUGAGCUCAGACUCCUUUGAAGGAAAUACAGGGAAAGAAAGCAGAAGGGAAGUGUUUCAAUGCAGUCCUUGACAAAAAUAAAGGGAAAAAUCAGUAUAACUAUUGUGUUGAUCUCAGUAGCCCUACCUGUAAAUGUUUGAAGUGUAUGUUAAUAUGACAAUUGUGAAAGAUAAGGAUAACAAUAUAUACAUAACUAAACUGAAAAUUCAGUACGAAGCAAAAUGAUGAUGCUCAGAAGCCAGUGGUCAUAGGCGGCCCCAUGACACUUCAGGUUUUCUGUUUCUCUGCUGCUGGGAUCUACUUCCACAGCACUUUAGAGAAUGCUGCACAGUCAUGCGGAGAAGCCACACUGGGAACCAGGGGAAAAUAUUAGAAGAAGAAUCUGAAGGACACCAUCAAAUACUGUGCAGUUAUUGCUUCCUGCCCCGGCUUGAUUUUUGGAGUGUUGAAUUUAAGGAGAGAAUCUGGAUGUGAUAGAAAGCAAUUGAUUUUACCUUUCUGUGUUUUACUGAGAAUAUUCCUGGAGGAAUAGAAGCCGGAGAGUCAAUGCUACAGUAAUUUUGAAAUUGCUGCACUGCAGCAUGCCAUCUUUCAUCUGUCUCUAUCUGUGCUCAAAGUCUCUCUUAGGAUUUGGAGAACAAUCAACCAUGACGACAGAAUCUGGAUCAGACUCGGAAUCCAAGCCGGACCAGGAGGCCGAGCCCCAGGAAGCGGUGGGAGCACAGGGGCACGCGGGAGCGCCCGGGCCGGAGCCGCCCACAGAGGAGCAGCAGCAGGCCCUAGAGCAGUUCGCGGCUGCAGCGCACAGCACCCCGGUGCGGAGGGAGGUCACUGACAAGGAACAGGAAUCUGCUGCCAGAGCUGCAAAACAGCUUGAAUAUCAGCAAUUAGAAGACGAUAAACUUUCUCAGAAAUCAUCUAGCAGUAAACUCUCUCGGUCUCCAUUAAAGAUUGUCAAAAAGCCUAAAAGCAUGCAGUGCAAAGUGAUACUUCUAGAUGGCUCAGAAUAUACCUGUGAUGUAGAGAAACGCUCCAGAGGACAAGUGCUGUUUGAUAAAGUAUGUGAACACUUGAACUUGCUAGAGAAAGACUACUUUGGGCUUACGUAUCGAGAUGCUGAAAACCAGAAGAAUUGGUUGGACCCUGCUAAGGAAAUUAAAAAACAGGUUCGAAGUGGUGCUUGGCACUUUUCUUUCAAUGUAAAAUUCUAUCCACCAGACCCUGCCCAGCUAUCUGAAGAUAUCACCAGGUACUACCUCUGCUUGCAGUUGCGAGAUGACAUCGUGUCCGGAAGGCUGCCCUGCUCCUUCGUUACCCUGGCCUUGCUGGGCUCCUACACUGUCCAGUCAGAACUUGGAGACUAUGACCCAGACGAAUGUGGGAGCGAUUACAUUAGCGAGUUCCGCUUUGCACCAAACCACACAAAAGAACUGGAAGACAAAGUAAUCGAGCUGCACAAGAGCCACAGAGGGAUGACGCCGGCAGAAGCAGAGAUGCAUUUCUUGGAAAAUGCCAAAAAAUUGUCCAUGUAUGGGGUAGAUUUACAUCAUGCUAAGGACUCAGAAGGAGUCGAAAUUAUGUUAGGAGUUUGUGCAAGUGGUCUGUUGAUAUAUCGUGACCGGCUGCGAAUAAACAGAUUUGCCUGGCCCAAGGUUCUGAAGAUUUCAUAUAAACGGAACAACUUUUACAUAAAGAUCCGGCCAGGAGAGUUUGAACAAUUUGAAAGCACCAUUGGGUUUAAGCUGCCAAACCAUCGAGCUGCCAAGCGUUUGUGGAAAGUUUGUGUUGAGCAUCAUACGUUUUUCAGACUGUUGUUACCAGAAGCACCUCCCAAGAAAUUCCUAACCUUGGGUUCCAAGUUUCGUUACAGUGGCAGGACACAAGCGCAAACGAGAAGAGCCAGUGCGUUGAUAGAUCGCCCAGCGCCUUACUUUGAACGCUCGUCCAGCAAACGUUAUACCAUGUCUCGCAGCUUGGAUGGAGCAUCAGUGAAUGAAAACCAUGAAAUAUACAUGAAGGAUUCUAUGUCUGCUGCAGAGGUUGGUACUGGCCAGUACGCCACAACAAAAGGCAUCUCUCAGACCAACUUGAUCACCACUGUGACUCCGGAGAAGAAGGCCGAGGAGGAGCGAGACGAGGAAGAGGAUAAACGGAGGAAGGGGGAAGAAGUCACGCCCGUCUCGGCCAUCCGGCACGAGGGAAAGUCACCUGGGCUUGGCACUGACUCAUGUCCCUUGUCACCCCCAUCUGCCCAUUGUGCCCCCACAUCUCCCACAGAUCUCCGUAGGAGGUGUAAGGAGAAUGACUGCAAACUGCCAGGUUAUGAGCCAUCCAGAGCUGAGCACAUGCCUGGAGAGCCCACCGUGGACUCUGAUGGCCCAGGGAGGCCUUACCUAGGGGAUCAAGAUGUGGCCUUUAGCUACAGACAGCAAACUGGCAAGGGGACCACCCUGUUCUCCUUCUCCUUGCAGCUCCCUGAGUCAUUCCCCUCCCUCCUAGACGAUGAUGGGUACCUCUCUUUCCCCAACCUUUCUGAAACCAACCUCCUGCCCCAGAGCUUGCAGCAUUACCUUCCGAUCCGCUCACCGUCCCUCGUGCCCUGUUUCCUCUUCAUCUUUUUCUUUCUGCUGUCUGCCUCCUUCUCAGUGCCAUACGCUCUCACUCUCUCCUUCCCUCUGGCUCUGUGCCUCUGCUACCUGGAGCCCAAGGCGGCCUCCUUGAGCGCCUCCCUAGACAAUGACCCGAGUGACAGUUCAGAGGAAGAGACUGACAGUGAGCGCACGGACACUGCAGCCGACGGGGAGACCACUGCUACUGAGUCGGACCAGGAGGAAGAUGCAGAGCUCAAGGCACAGAAUAGUCUGAUUAAACGAAUAAAGGGUGAAAAUGUGUAUGUCAAACAUAGUAAUCUUAUGUUAGAGGAGCUAGAAAAAACUCAAGAUGACCUGAUGAAACAUCAAACCAACAUUAGCGAGCUGAAAAGAACCUUCUUAGAAACCUCGACAGACACUGCCGUCACGAAUGAAUGGGAGAAGAGGCUUUCCACCUCCCCCGUGCGACUGGCUGCCAGGCAGGAGGAUGCCCCCAUGAUCGAACCACUUGUUCCUGAAGAGACCAAAGAAGAAAGAGAGAUUUCUGAAAAAAUUAUAUUUUUGCAGCAAGGAAGCUCUCCAUUCUUUGAGUCUCAGCCAAGUGUGAUAAAGAAAAUGCAGGAAGGAGAUUCUGCUGACUCUGUGAUUACUUCUCGUCAAAUAAUUUUCCAGAAAACUGUCCCAUCGACCCUAGAGGGCACAGAGGAUUGGGUUAUUGUAGACAAAAUACCCACUGAGGUAGUUGAUGGUGAUUCGAAAAAGAUUGUGACUUACAAGGUGGUGACCGUGAGCAGUAGAACCGGUGACCUCGCACCCGACAUGUUAAAAUCUGGCACUAUUAAAAUGCAUAGCUUCGAAGACUUGGCUCGAGAAAUGCAACUGAAAGAAGACAGCAAACAGAAAAUAUACACCCUAGGAAAAUCCUAUGACACUGUCUCCGGGAGAAUUGUUACUAUGACUGAGAAAGCUAGAGAGGGUGAGAAAGUGGGACAGCCCUCCACUGCGGAAGCCCUUCAGAAAAUAGAGAAAGGAGUGUCAGAGUCCGUGAAGACCACUCCCGGACUGGCAGAGUAUGAGGUCCUGGAAGCCCUCGCUGAUGAGAGAUCCAAGAGAGGACCCGAGGUCCAGACCACAAAGCGGAAAUUGUCCGAAUCCCUGGCGCCCAUCAAGGAGGCCGAGUCUCGCCGGCAGAGUCCAGAAGACGACGACCUCAAGAAGGCUCCACAGCUGGGGAAGGACAUGACCGUCCCCCCUGGCCUGGAAGGCAGACGCUUCAGCAAAACAGAGCAAGUGCCAGAGAGUGAGGUCUUAAAAGUGGGCCCCUUUGGCCCCCGAAGGAAGAGCCUGUCCGAAUGGAGAUAUUCCCAGGAACCGACCUUUACCGUGGCUACUGCCCAUUACGUUACUGAGUCGUCCGCCUCCCGAGUAGUGACUAAGCAGUCUUCUGGGGAAAAGCUCAUGGAUGGCUCUGAAAUCUUCAGUUUGUUAGAGUCUGCGCGAAAACCAACAGAAUUCAUAGGAGGGGUUACUUCUCAAACCUGGGUUCAGAAAAUGGAAACCAAGACGGAAUCCAGUGGAAUCGAGACGGAACCCGCCUCACACCACCGACCGCUUAGCACUGAGAAGGUGGUGCAGGAGACUGUGCUGGUGGAGGAGAGGCGUGUGAUGCACGCAAGUGGGGAUGCUUCUUACACAGCAGGAGACGGUGCGGAUGCCGUAGCACCGCCCACAUUCACGGGGGCUUCUAGUGUUAAAGGGAAGGAGGGCUCUGCCUUGACGGAGGGGGCUAAAGAGGAACCAGGGGAGGAGGUCGCUAAAGCUGUGCUGGAGCAGCAAGAGACAGCUGCUGCUUCCCAUGAGUCACAAGAGGAGCAGAGUGCAGCCAUCCACGUUUCAGAAACUUUGGAACAAAAGCCUCAUUUUGAGUCCUCAAUGGUGAAGACGGAAACCAUCAGUUUUGGCAGUGUUUCACCAGGAGGAGUAAAGCUAGAAAUUUCUACCAAGGAAGUGCCAGUAGUUCACACUGAAACCAAAACCAUCACAUAUGAAUCAUCACAGGUCGAUCCUGGCACAGAUCUGGAGCCGGGCGUGCUGAUGAGCGCACAGACGAUCACAUCUGAAACCACCAGUACCACCACCACUACGCACAUCACCAAAACUGUGAAAGGGGGCAUUUCAGAGACAAGAAUUGAGAAGCGAAUAGUCAUCACGGGAGAUGCAGACAUUGACCAUGACCAGGCGCUGGCUCAGGCAAUUAAAGAGGCCAAAGAGCAGCACCCUGACAUGUCAGUGACCAAAGUAGUGGUCCAUAAAGAGACAGAGAUCACACCAGAAGAUGGAGAGGAUUGACCAGAGGAAUAACUUAGCUUGCACAUGAAUGCAGUCAUGCAAACCAUUAGGAAAACCAGAGCCUAUAUGGACUUCCCUCUUCUAACCCAACUGACUUGUAUCUGUCCGUGGAAAAUUUCAGUCCAGAAGAAUUGACCUUGACCAUUAAUAAAGACACUGGCAGAGAGAUCCUCCCAUAAUAAAGCAAUCUGAUUCAGCAUCACUAAACUGAUAAUGCAUGAAGCAACAAUAAAAUUACAAAUAGCAGCAUUUUUAAUUUUCACAAAAUGUCUCAGUUUUCAGCUAUACCUGCACGUUCAUAACCAACAAUAUAAACCGUGAUCUCAUGUAACACAUAAGCAGUUCAUGCCUUUCAUAGUUUAUUAUUAUUAAAGUCUGAACAAAAUUGCAAUUUCUUAGGUAACAAACCUUUUGUUUACAGUUAAACGAAGAUUACCCUCAAAUACUAGAAGCUGUCUAGGUCCAUCUGAUGUGUCAGAUUUUUCCCAGAUUAGAUGUGCCAAUAACCAAGUUUAUUCAGUAAACAACUUAUACUUGUUUCAUCUGGUUUUAUUACUCUCACCCAUAAACGGUAAUGACUCUCUGACCCUCUGGAAAUAUUUAACGCUUACAAUCUUGCUUUGUGUAUCUCAUUUAAUUUGUUAUAAGGUAGUACUGAUUUUAGCAUAUUAAUGUGAUUUCUUCCUCAUUGUUUUGGUCUGUGUUCAAUCCAGAGAGCUUUUCAGAGUUCCCUAACCAGUCCUAAGUAUGUAAAUUGUCAUUAUUUUGGGAAGAAAAACCUGUAUUUUUGUUAGUUUACAAUAUUAUGAAAUUUCACUUCAGGAGAACCUGUUGGGCUUCCUGUGGCUUUGUUUUCUUAGUUUCUUUUUCUGUGUAUUUUUUAAUUGAUUUUUCUUCUUUUACUUGAAAAGAGUGUUUUAUUUUCAAAUCUGGUCCAUAUUUACAUUCUAGUUCAGAGCCAAGCCUUAAACUGUACAGAAUUUUCACUGUAAUUAAAACUAUUUAGUGUUAUAUAUAGUCUUCAAAAAGAGAGAUUCUCCAUUACACAGUCACCUGCAUCACAGCCCAUGGUGAAUGUAUGUUUCUGCAUAGCAAAAUAAAAACGGCAAAUGCACUGAAA